Messenger RNA from Pestalotiopsis fici W106-1, 1014 nucleotides. RefSeq lists its product as uncharacterized. NCBI's taxonomy places the organism in Eukaryota, Fungi, Ascomycota, Sordariomycetes, Amphisphaeriales, Sporocadaceae. The coding region runs from base 1 to 1014 and encodes 337 amino acids. The transcript has 3 exons. Gene Ontology annotation, molecular function: oxidoreductase activity. The record is from RefSeq and is a predicted model, not a curated record.
AUGGGUUUUGCACGCAAAGGAUAUACAUUCCUGGGCCUACUUGCUUCAGCAUGUCUUGCCACUGCUUCUAAUUCAUUUGGCAAUGGAACUUGCACGCAAGUCAACCAACGCAAAGCAUGGCAUACCUUGACCGAUGAUGAAAAAGCCGAGUAUCUGCGUGCCGAGAAAUGCUUGAUCGAGUCGCCGGCCAAGGGCGGUGUUGUUGAUGGCGCUGUUACGCGAUGGGAUGAACUGCAUUGGGUACACAUUACACAGUCCAACGUCAUUCAUGGUGUCGGAGACUUUCUCCCGUGGCACCGGUUGUACAUGCGCGUACACGAGAAGCUCCUCCAAGAAGAGUGCAACUACACUGGCACGCAGCCUUACUGGGACGAACAACGCGAUGCAGAUGCCAGCACGUCUCUCGCAGAUGCCUCCGUCUUUGGCACCGACGAGUUGAGCUUUGGCACCACACAGGAUGGCUGCGUCGUUGACGGUGCUUUUGCCAAUACGACCCUCCGUCUCAAUCAGCUCUGGGGUGUCAAGAAUGUCACGGAAUACUGCCUCAGUCGCUCCUAUGACGAUUCGUACUGGGCAUGGGCCAACACUACAUACUCUGACGCCUGCUUUGCCAAGUCAAACUAUACUGAAGCUUGGCCGUGUUGGUCAAAGUAUCCUCACAGCUCCGCUCAUCUGGCCGUUGGUGGAACGCUCGAGGACCAAGCCGCGUCUCCCGGCGAUCCGCUCUUUUUCCUUCACCACACCAACCUCGAUCGUCUUUGGUGGAGAUGGCAGCAGGACAACCUACCCAGCCGUCUGUAUGAAAUGGGUGGACGAAGUAUUCCCAAGCUUUCCAGCCUUGUCAGCUAUGGUUGGCUCUUCCCCAGCGACGCCAUCAUGGACUAUGACGGAGAUGCAUACAACACGACGACCUUGAACCAUAAUCUGUGGAUGGUCAAUAUCGCUCCCAACGCCACCGUGGGGGACGUCAUGGAUCUCGGUGGGGACUUGAUCUGUGCUGAAUAUGUGAACUAG